Molecule: messenger RNA, 1196 nt
Organism: Neurospora tetraspora
Lineage: Eukaryota; Fungi; Ascomycota; Sordariomycetes; Sordariales; Sordariaceae
Exons: 2
Coding region: 377-1153 (258 amino acids)
Source: RefSeq, a predicted model, not a curated record
CGCUUGCUUUUGGUUGGCGCAUGUUGGACGAGUUGUCGUUGCUGAAGAGCUCCAUGGGCAAAAGCAUAUUUGAGGGCUGGAGUUCAAGACUAAGUAAGGUAAAUGGGUAGCAUAGCGAUGGCGUUCAUGGUUGGCGCAACAUAUUGUCAGGUCCAAGGGGCCAUGAAGGAGCAUAAUCUCGGACUCCUGGGAAGGCUGAAAAGAGAUGGCGAUGGGAUGGAUGACGGCAGGUUUCUCAAUUUGGCUUUGGUUCAUAUUCUAUUCCACACGAACAUAGACAUCAUCCAUACGGUUAUAAGAAGGCUACUUGACAGCCAAUUCUGGUCGGAAAUUGUGGUCUGAGUGACCUCUCGGCCUCUGUCGUCAGCCGUAGUGUAUGAUGGGCGAUUAUCGUCCAAUGUCAACCUGUAAGCCAAAUCUGUAUCGGAAUCAACGGUGUGUCAUGCUAUUUAUGCGCUUGAGCGGUUCACGGUCGAGAACGUUCAAACCGAUCCCAAAAGUCUCGGUGUUCCUUAAAGACACCCUCGGUCUCUUUGUCCACUACUAUCUGUCGCACUUGUCAAGCAGAAACGAAGUUCCGAAAGUGCCACGAAGUAGUCAUCAUCGACCAAUCCACAACGAGAGUGACACCGUACAAGUACAACAGCCAAACAAAAACCCACCAAAUAACAACGGCAUGCAAGAAGACGGCUCAAGCGACAUGUUUCCUUUGCAACACCAAAAGAAAAAAAGAAACAAUGCCCACACAAGGGGAAACAAGGCAAAACAGAAAAAAAUUGGCAAAAGAUUUGGACGAGCUGGGAAUCGAACCCAGGACCUUUCGCAUGCUCGGAAACAUGCUAAGCGAACGCUCUACCAACUGAGCCACACGCCCUGUGGAACCUUAUUGGUUAUUGUUGGAGGAUGUUGCCGAUGGUGGCAUUAUGAAUGGAUAAGGUAUGAGAGCAGGACGGGUGGGAGGGACUGUCGGAGCAACAUUGAGAAUGAAGGAAUUGUCCUGAUGUCUCAUUUGCAACGGUUAUGUUGUCCAUCAAAUUAUUGGCCGAGAUAUUAUCUAUGGUGUCGUCGAAGAUCGGUCGUCGUCAACUCGUGGAAGAAGGACAGGACAAGUUCGUUCGAAGUUCGGGCGAUGGUGACCCCCGAUGCCCGGUGAGGUGAGGGGAGAAAGUUAAUUGCUCCACAUUUCACCUCCACGG